CAGCUUUUCACUGUUUAAAUGUUCUUCAUCCAACAGAGACAAACUGCUGGAGGAAAAUAAUUCAUCUGACAGCAAAGAUGCAGUGGAGUCUGAUUCUGCUCUUCCUGAUGGCUCAGUGUUGCUUCAUGGACUGUCAGCUCUAUCAGUUUCUCUACAUUAAUGAGAAUAAGACCUGGACUGAAGCUCAGCAGUACUGCAGAGAGAAACACACUGACCUGGUCACAGUGACUAACAUGAAGGACAUGGAGAGACUCAUCAACAUCUCAGCUGGAGAAAUUAAGGAAGCUUGGAUUGGUCUGUAUGAUCAAACACAUGGUACCAGAACUUGGUACUGGUCUCUGCCUGGAGUGGAGUUUAAUGAAAGUGAGACAAAGUGGAACACAGGAGAACCAAGGGAUGGAAACGACUGUGGAUAUAAUUAUCAAGGAAAAUUGGGAUCUACUGAAUGUAGUCACCAUUUGUAUUUCCUCUGUUAUAAUGAAAAUGAUACAUCCAAUAAAUAUUAUUUUGUUGAAGAGAGGAAGACCUGGCUGGAAGCUCAGAGUUACUGCAGAGAGAAUCACACAGACCUGAUCAGUGGAUUGAAGCAGCUACAGGAUGAAGAGUAUAUGACUGUAAACAAGAAGGCACAAUAUGAAAAAAUAUAUGACAAAAAACCAGUAUACAUUGGUCUGUUCAGAGACACCUGGAGGUGGUCAGAUGGAAGCAGUUUCUCUUUCAGAUACUGGAAUAAAGACUUUAUCAGUCAACAAUACAUCAGUGGUCAAUGUGCCAUGACUGUGUUUGAUGAUGGAGGCAGAUGGAAGAAUGAGAACUGUACUGAAAGAAAACCCUUCAUCUGUUAUGAUGAUAAGUUGAUCAUGAUUAAAGAAGCGAUGAACUGGCAUGAUGCCUUAACCUACUGCAGAGCCCACCAUCAUGACCUGGUCACCAUCACUAACAUGGAUGAACAGAAACAGGUUCAGCAGGAAGCCCAGUUUGCCUCGACUCCUUUUGUCUGGAUUGGACUGCGUUUCAACUGCAGUAGGAAUGUUUGGUUCUGGGUCUGUGAUAACUGGACCUGGAAUGAACAGAAUGACUGUAACAUGUUUGGAGCCAUGGAGGCAGGAGGAGAACAUCGGUGGUUCCAAAGAAACGGCAGUGAGAGAUUUAACUUCAUCUGUUCCAAAUAUUAACUCCCCCCGCUCCCAGUUGAGCUUCUUUUCAUUAAG
Molecule: messenger RNA, 1211 nt
Organism: Poecilia latipinna (sailfin molly)
Lineage: Eukaryota; Metazoa; Chordata; Actinopteri; Cyprinodontiformes; Poeciliidae
Product: macrophage mannose receptor 1-like
Exons: 4
Coding region: 78-1175 (365 amino acids)
Source: RefSeq, a predicted model, not a curated record